Mauremys mutica (yellowpond turtle) is the source of this 1723-nucleotide messenger RNA. RefSeq names its product transmembrane and ubiquitin like domain containing 1 (gene TMUB1). Lineage: Eukaryota; Metazoa; Chordata; Testudines; Geoemydidae. Gene Ontology annotation, molecular function: protein binding. The transcript is spliced from 3 exons. The record is from RefSeq and is a predicted model, not a curated record. Bases 174 to 1004 code for a protein of 276 amino acids.
GGACUACAGGUCCCAGAAUGCCCUGCGCUCGGGGGGGACUACAGGCCCCACAAUGCCCUGCGCUGGGGGGGACUACAGGUCCCAGAAUGCCUUGCGCUGGUGCCGGAAGCGAGGGGUCCGAGAUGGAGGAGGCGGUCUGGUAAUCCUGCUGUCCCCAGCACUGCCCAGCUGCCAUGGCUCUGAUUGAGGGCGUGGGCGACGAAGUCACCAUCCUCUUUGCCCUGCUGCUCAUCGUGCUGGUGCUGGUGCUGGCAUGGGUCUCUACACACACCUCAGAGCGGGGCGACCAGGUCUUUGCUGCUUCCCCCCCUGUGGCAGCUGGACAGCUUGGGGCAGAGAGCCUGCUGGAGGAUGGGCCGAGGGACCCCAGCAUGCAAACCCCAGCGGCAGGGGAGCCCAAGGAGGAAGCGGAGUCGUCAGCAGGUGCCGUGCCUGAUGGGCCUGAUGGUAUUGCUGCAGAGCUGAGGCACCGGGCUGAGCCUGGAUCUCCACAGUGCCCCCUGCAGCUCCCCGGAGACACAGGUGCCAGCCCCGAGGCCACAGACAGUAGCCCCAUGGACCGCACCAUAGUGCUAAGGCUGAAGUUCCUGAACGACACGGAGCGCCUGGCCACUGUGCGCCCAGAGGAGACGGUCGGCUCUCUGAAGAGGGCCCAUUUCCCAGGCCAGGAGCACCAGGUGCGUCUGAUCUACCAGGGCCAGCUGCUGCGGGACGAUGCUCAGAGCCUGGCUGCGUUGCACCUCACCCACAACAGCGUUCUGCACUGCCACGUCUCCCAGCAUGGCCCAGCCCCCAUGGCUGCUGGCCUCCGGGCCACUGCGGACCCUGUGCACACAGCCCUCAACGUGGGCAGCCUGAUGCUGCCGCUCUUUGUGCUCAUGCUGGCUGUGCUAUGGUACUUCCAGCUGCAGUACCGGCACGUCUUCACCGCCACCGCCACCUCCUGCCUGGCUGGCCUCACCCUGCUCUUCAGCUUCAUGGCCUUCGCUCUCUACCGCAGAUAACACUGCCCACGGAGGCUCCGAACCCUGCCAGCCUGUCCUGGGCAGAGCCUGCCUGCCCGCUGCCUCUACGGCUGAGGGGAGCCGUUUUGGUGGGGCUGAUGAUAGACUCCCCCAAGUCACUGGGGCCCCAGGUCUGCUGUUGUAGCAUGAGUCCUGAUGCCCAGCAGGAGCGCAGGGGCAGUCACUGUGGCCCACAUUUCCGAGUCCCAUACCCCCACUCCACCUGGCGGCUGAGAAGAGGGACGCUGCAGUCCAGUGAGGCUCUCCCCUCCCCCAACAGCACUUGGGGGUGGUUUUGGUGAGGGUGGGAGCCAGAUCCUUAAUUGUUACAAGGGGGCAGUUUCUUCCUGCCUCUGAGGAAGGCGGGAGGACUUCGUGGUUAUAAGGAGCAAGCAGCUCUGCAGGACAGGCUGGGAUCUCCUCCUGAACUGGUUCCUCUGCCAGGCCCUGCUGCUGAGGAGUUGUGCUGUGCAAAUAGAGAAUCUGCCCAGACUCCACCCCUCCACCCCCCAUUUGCUCUUUGCACGUGCUUGUGAACAGACUGGGCCCUCGUGCUCAAUGCUUGCUCACCCACACACUGGCAUACAGUCUGGGUGCUGUUGCGUGCCCUUCUUUCCCCUGCACACUUGAGUGCUCUCACACACUCUCUCUCUCUCUCACACACACACACUCUCACACACGUUCCUUGCUGUGUGGAGUCCCGGACCUGGCAAUCCAUU